AUUUAACUCUUCAAUUAUUUCAUCGACUCGCAAGGAUGCUCGGCAAUUCAUCCUAUACUUAUAAAAGGAAAGAGAUUGUUAGUUGCUUAUGAAACGCACAUUUCUUGUCGUCGACUAUCAUGUUUGAGAUAUCCUAUACUCAGCCACGGAUUAAGGAUUCCCUCUCUUUUAUACACAAGGUCCCGGAUGUGGGACCAUUAGCAUGCUAUAUACCUAACGAACACUCUUCGAGCGGAGAGGACGCGGCGGUUCAGUGUUCAGUGUUCAGUCGACGAGAAGACGCUGUGUCGCGAGGAUCAACAGGUGCGAACGAACGUCUGUCGCCGAAGAACAGCAUGGGGAACAUAUACGUCAGCAGCCUGCUCGUCAUAUUCGCGACACUUCUUAUCGCGGUGCAAUGCGGCGACAUAAUGCGCAAGAGCAUCGUCUUCGAUAAGAAUACUCCGGAUGUGUUUUAUUGUCCGCAACACAAACCGAUCGGUUUCGAAAAAAUGCUGGUCAAGGCGAGACCGCUCUCUAGGCUUUGCCAAUUCGAGGGUCGCCCGAUACCGGAGGAUUACAAGAGUGACUGUUAUAACGACGUGGACGAAACUGAGUACGCGUGCAAGGAAAAGUACAGAAUUAUGAAGCGAUUCAGUAAUCCGAAUGGGGAUACGAAAGCCAUUGACAACGACUACAUCGAGAAAUAGAAAAAUGGGAAUGAUGCUGCACUGCCGCGAUCCACGCGCACGCAAAUCAUAAAACUCAAAUAAAAUCAAAGUCACAUCAUACUAAUGCUCGGCUGCUGCAUCGUUGAGAGAAAGGAGCUCUCAACAUUUAUAAAUAACAGUAUAAAAUAAUACUUAGCACGGCGACUAGAUAACUCGUGGUUAUUGUAUAAAUUGAUUAUUCACUUCUUCAUAUUAUAUAUUAUAUAUAUAGUAGUAAAUAUGGAAUAUUCAUAUUACAUAUUUGUUAUAUAUUACAUACAUAUGCUCCUAACGAUAUAGUCAAAUUAUUGACGCAUCAUGGAAUAUUCACGAUGAAGAAGUGGAUAACAAAAGAAUAAUUAACACGAGCAAGAUGUAUAGUAAAAAUAGCGAAAAAAUAUUCCAAUUAUACAUUUUUUUACAAAUUUAUCUUUGGCAUGAAAUACGGUAAUAAGGAAUAAUAGAGUUGAUGUUCUGUUUUUCAAGCUUCCUUUUUAAGAGGAAAUUAAUUUUUAUAACAUUAUUGAUUAAACUAAUUGCACAAUAUAGAUUAGCUGGGUGAUUGAUCAUUAACCCUCUGUUGGAGUGUCAAAAAGUAUAGAUGUUUUCAAACAUCUGGCUAUGUUAGUCAUAUGUUGGAGAAUUUAUUAUCAAAUACUGUCAAUAUUUACUCUAUAACGGAUAAGAAAAAAAAAUGGUUAACCAGGAAUAUUAUUCUAAAGAAAUUAUAAUUACACCUAAUAAUUGGUAAUAAUUUAUAAAAGAAAAAAAAUAAUCAGAAUCUCGCACAUUAAUAGAAAUCAAAAUUGUGAAUUUUUUUUUUAUAAUCUGUGAAAAAAAUUGUUAAUCAUUAUUUCCAUAUCGUACAAGCAUACAAAUAAAUGAAGUAUUUGUAGAA
Cataglyphis hispanica is the source of this 1587-nucleotide messenger RNA. RefSeq lists its product as uncharacterized. The transcript has 5 exons. NCBI's taxonomy places the organism in Eukaryota, Metazoa, Arthropoda, Insecta, Hymenoptera, Formicidae. Bases 120 to 689 code for a protein of 189 amino acids. The record is from RefSeq and is a predicted model, not a curated record.